Hemicordylus capensis (graceful crag lizard) is the source of this 5681-nucleotide messenger RNA. It is a transcript of the gene XPO1, whose product is annotated as exportin 1. Gene Ontology annotation, molecular function: small GTPase binding; nuclear export signal receptor activity. The coding region runs from base 1562 to 4777 and encodes 1071 amino acids. The transcript is spliced from 25 exons. Gene Ontology annotation, cellular component: nucleus; cytoplasm. Lineage: Eukaryota; Metazoa; Chordata; Lepidosauria; Squamata; Cordylidae. The record is from RefSeq and is a predicted model, not a curated record. Gene Ontology annotation, biological process: ribosomal large subunit export from nucleus; ribosomal small subunit export from nucleus; protein export from nucleus.
CAAGACGGGCGUCCGGAACAGCCAAUAAGAGGCGGAGGCCUAUUUCCUAUGCGUGCGUGUGUGGGGUUGUGGAUUUUUUUUUUUUAAACACCCUCCCUCCUCCCCGCCCUCCGUCACCGCUUCGGAGCCAAUAGGGAGGCCGGGCGGCUUGGGGCGGAGGCUUUCCCCCCGCCCCUCCCGCGCGCUGCGAGGCGCCAGGGGCUGAAAACUAAACCGAGAUGGAAUCUCCCAGUCUGAACCGGUUUGAGCCGGUUCCGAGUCUGUGGCACUAGAGGAGGCGGCGGUGGUGGAGGAGAAGGAGAAGGAGGGGGGAGAAAAAAAGGAGCGGAAGGAGAAGCACCAGCCGCGAAAGAGAGCGGGCGAGAGAGGGAUAGUGGAGGAAAAGAGGGGACGCGAGGAGAAGAAGAAGGCGCCCGGGGUCCGAGCGCGGGCAGCUGCGGGCGGGCGCGUGUGUGUCUCUGUGCGCGCCUGUGUGAGGAGGGGAAGCCGAGCGGGGCUCCUCAAGCGCAGGAGUGGAGUGAGGGCCAGGGGGGCGGGCAUGGAGGCGAACUGAGCGGGGCGCAGAGGGGAGGCGGCCCAGCCCCUGGCUGUGUGACUGGAGGGGGCCCGAGUCCCUCCGGGGCGGCGGCGGCAGCAGCAGCACCACCCACCCACCCCCUCGUCAAGGUCGGGCCCUCUGUUCUGGGGCGGGUCUGUCCGACUUAAUAGCAGCUCCCCCCACACUAGCCCAGCCCAGCCACCGCACUGCUCCCGGUUUGGGGUGUGCGUGUGGACGGUCGCGCGCGUGUGCGCCUAGGCCCCUCAGCCCAGACAGGUAGCGGGGCUCUCGCCUCCCUCAGCCCCGGCGGGAGGAGAGGCCGCGUGGAGACUCCUUAGGGUCGCUUCUUAAUAGCUCCCUAGAGAGAGAUUGAGAGCCUCGUGAGAGGUGUGGGUGGGGGUCUCCCGAGCGCCCCUGGGCACCUGAGCCUGAAGGAGAGGAAAGGGCGGGAGAGAGGGGAAGGGGAGGGGGCCUUGGUGGGAGGAGGACCAGGACCCCUUGCCAGAGCUGCCUGGGGUCGCUCGCGACUCUCGUUUUCUGGAGGGAGGAUUUAGGGUGCGUGCAUGUGUGUUUGAAUGGGCGGCAGAGCCCUGCGCCUCUAUGUGGGUGUGUGAGCAACUUCGCAGAGUUCAAGAGGCGGAAAGUGACUUCUAGCGUGUUCUCCCUCUUCCUUUCUUUUUGGAGCUCAACCCAUUCCACCCAGAACCCCCCGUUCCUCCCCCCCCCUUUCUGCAAUCCUGCUUUUAGUAGUAAGUGAGGUCUGUGUUUGUGGGGGGGAAGGGGCGGGUGGGGUUUGAUGCAACAGACUCCUGGGUCGCGUGUGCAAAUAGAAAGGAAAAGAUACCUCUCUCUUUUGUUUGUGGGUUUGGGGGGAGUUGAGAAGGAAGGCUGGACAGGUCUCUGCACCCCACUGCUCCUCCUCGUGCUUCUUGGCUUUGCUUGGAUAUCUUUUUUUUUUUUUUUGUAUUGUUGCUCUCCGCUCCCUCUCUAGAAGAAGUAGCUGUGAUACUUAAUUAGUAAUCUAUGCCAGCAAUUAUGACAAUGUUAGCAGACCAUGCAGCACGACAGCUGCUGGAUUUCAACCAGAAAUUGGAUAUAAAUCUGUUGGAUAACGUAGUGAACUGCCUGUAUCAUGGAGAAGGAGCCCAGCAAAGGAUGGCACAGGAGGUCUUGACUCACUUAAAGGAACACCCUGAUGCAUGGACAAGAGUUGAUACUAUUUUGGAAUUCUCUCAGAAUAUGAACACCAAAUAUUAUGGUCUGCAGAUCUUGGAAAACGUGAUAAAAACAAGAUGGAAGAUUCUUCCGAGAAACCAAUGUGAAGGUAUCAAAAAGUAUGUUGUUGGCUUAAUUAUCAAGACUUCGUCUGAUCCAUCAUGUGUUGAAAAAGAGAAAGUAUACAUUGGGAAGCUAAAUAUGAUUCUUGUUCAGAUCCUAAAGCAAGAAUGGCCAAAACAUUGGCCAACAUUCAUCAGUGACAUCGUUGGGGCCAGCAGGACAAGUGAAAGCCUUUGCCAGAACAACAUGGUCAUCUUAAAACUGCUCAGUGAAGAGGUUUUUGACUUUUCCAGUGGGCAGAUAACUCAAGUGAAAGCCAAACACUUAAAAGACAGCAUGUGCAAUGAAUUCUCUCAGAUAUUUCAGCUGUGUCAAUUUGUGAUGGAAAACUCGCAGAAUGCUCCUCUUGUUCACGCGACUCUGGAAACCUUGCUUAGAUUCCUCAACUGGAUUCCACUGGGCUACAUUUUUGAGACCAAGCUAAUCAGCACACUAAUAUACAAAUUUUUAAAUGUCCCCAUGUUCCGAAACGUCUCUCUGAAGUGCCUCACAGAAAUUGCCGGUGUCAGUGUAAGCCAGUAUGAGGAACAGUUUGUCACACUCUUUACCUUGACUAUGAUGCAGUUGAAACAGAUGCUUCCUUUGAACACCAAUAUUCGGCUUGCAUACUCCAAUGGAAAAGAUGAUGAGCAGAACUUCAUUCAGAAUCUCAGCUUGUUUCUCUGUACUUUUCUAAAAGAACAUGGACAACUUAUAGAAAAACGCUUAAAUUUGAGGGAGACGUUAAUGGAAGCUCUUCAUUACAUGCUGCUGGUGUCUGAAGUUGAAGAAACUGAAAUAUUUAAGAUUUGUCUGGAGUACUGGAAUCAUCUGGCUGCUGAACUAUAUAGAGAGAGCCCAUUUUCAACAUCUGCUUCCCCUUUACUUUCGGGGACUCAGCAUUUUGAUGUUCCUCCCAGGAGACAACUUUAUCUGCCUGUCUUAUCUAAGGUGCGAUUGUUGAUGGUCAGUCGCAUGGCAAAGCCAGAAGAAGUACUUGUUGUGGAAAAUGACCAGGGGGAAGUUGUCCGAGAAUUCAUGAAAGAUACAGAUUCUAUCAACUUGUACAAGAACAUGAGGGAAACGCUAGUUUACCUUACCCAUCUGGAUUAUGCAGAUACUGAACGAAUAAUGACGGAGAAACUUCACAAUCAAGUGAAUGGUACCGAAUGGUCAUGGAAAAAUCUAAACACUCUCUGUUGGGCUAUAGGCUCAAUCAGUGGAGCGAUGCACGAAGAAGACGAGAAGAGGUUUCUUGUAACAGUAAUAAAGGACCUUUUGGGACUUUGUGAGCAAAAGCGAGGCAAAGAUAACAAAGCAAUUAUCGCAUCCAAUAUCAUGUAUAUAGUAGGGCAGUAUCCAAGGUUUUUGAGAGCCCACUGGAAAUUUCUGAAGACUGUUGUCAACAAGCUAUUUGAAUUUAUGCAUGAAACCCAUGAUGGCGUCCAAGAUAUGGCUUGUGACACUUUCAUAAAAAUAGCGCAGAAAUGCCGCCGACACUUCGUUCAGGUCCAAGUGGGAGAGGUCAUGCCAUUCAUUGAUGAGAUCUUGAACAAUAUUAAUACAAUCAUUUGUGAUCUUCAACCACAGCAGGUGCAUACUUUCUACGAAGCAGUUGGAUACAUGAUUGGGGCACAAACUGACCAGACGGUACAGGAGCAUUUAAUAGAGAAAUACAUGUUGCUCCCUAAUCAAGUAUGGGACAGCAUAAUUCAACAGGCCACAAAAAAUGUUGAUAUCCUAAAGGAUUCUGAAACAGUUAAGCAGUUGGGCAGCAUCCUCAAAACGAAUGUGAGGGCGUGUAAAGCUGUUGGGCAUCCUUUUGUGAUUCAGCUGGGAAGAAUCUAUUUAGAUAUGCUGAAUGUGUAUAAGUGCCUAAGUGAAAACAUUUCUGCAGCUAUUCAAGCAAAUGGUGAAAUGGUUACAAAGCAACCACUGAUUAGAAGUAUGAGAACAGUAAAAAGGGAAACUUUAAAGCUAAUUUCUGGAUGGGUGAGCCGAUCCAAUGAUCCUCAGAUGGUAGCUGAAAAUUUUGUUCCACCUUUGCUGGAUGCUGUUCUUAUUGAUUACCAGAGGAAUGUUCCAGCUGCCCGGGAGCCUGAAGUGCUUAGUACAAUGGCUAUCAUAGUAAAUAAGCUGGGUGGACACAUUACUGCUGAAAUACCUCAGAUUUUUGAUGCUGUCUUUGAAUGCACGUUAAAUAUGAUCAAUAAGGACUUUGAAGAGUAUCCUGAACACAGAACAAACUUUUUCUUACUACUACAAGCAGUAAACUCUCAUUGCUUCCCAGCAUUCCUGGCCAUUCCACCUGCACAGUUCAAACUAGUACUGGAUUCUAUCAUUUGGGCUUUCAAGCACACGAUGAGAAAUGUUGCAGAUACAGGCCUUCAGAUCCUUUAUACUCUCUUACAAAACGUUGCACAAGAAGAAGCUGCUGCUCAGAGUUUUUAUCAGACUUAUUUCUGUGAUAUUCUUCAGCACAUUUUCUCUGUUGUAACAGACACGUCUCACACUGCUGGUUUGACAAUGCAUGCAUCCAUUCUUGCAUACAUGUUCAACUUGGUAGAAGAAGGAAAAAUAAGUACUCCUCUGAACCCUGGAAAUCCAAUGAACAACCAAAUGUUUAUUCAGGAGUAUGUUGCUAAUCUCCUUAAAUCUGCGUUUCCUCAUCUGCAAGAUGCACAGGUUAAACUGUUUGUAACAGGACUUUUCAGUUUAAAUCAGGAUAUUCCUGCUUUCAAGGAACACCUUAGGGACUUCCUGGUACAGAUAAAGGAAUUUGCUGGUGAAGACACAUCUGACUUAUUCUUGGAAGAAAGAGAAACAGCUCUUCGGCAGGCUCAGGAGGAGAAACACAAACUUCAGAUGUCUGUCCCUGGCAUCCUUAAUCCACAUGAAAUUCCUGAGGAAAUGUGUGAUUAAAAGUAACCAGUUAUACUGUUUUCUCUCUGUACAGCUGCUCUGUGGUAGAAGAAAACAGGACUUGGAUAUUUGUUGACCAAAAUGAUGCCAAUCUGUAAAUUUAAGAUGUCACCUAGUGGCCCUUUUUUCUUAUGUGUUUUUGUAUAAGAAAUUUUCUGUGAAAUAUCCUUCCAUUGUUUAAGCUUUUUGUUUUGGUCAUCUUUAUUUAGAUUUGCAUGAAGUUGAAAAUUAAGGCAUUUUAAAAAUAAAACACUUCAUGCCCAUUUUGUGGCUAAGGGUAAAAGAGGCAAAACAUAUAACUUGUAAAGUCUAUUGCAAAAUUAUACAUUUUUUUCCAGUUAGAACACAGAUCUUCUUUUUUUUUUAAAUUAGGGAUCACUUUCUCUCUAGCCUGCCCUGCAGUCUAGAAGAAAAGGGUAAUGAGUAAAUCCAUCAGAUUAAUUAAGGAGUGGAGGAAUGAGUGCUGUGUCAUCUAACAUGAGCAGCUUUUGGGCUGAGUGGCAAGGCUGGGCUACUGGUAUUUGCAAGUCAUAUGACAAGUUUGCAGCAAGAUCAUGUGCAUAUCAUCCCAUUGUAAAGCAACUUGGAAAAAAGAGUAUGGGAACAGAAGUACAGUUAGUUAUUUUUACACAGUUAUUUUGUUUUUGUGUGUGUGCUGUCGCUUUGUCGACAACAGCUUUUUGUUUUCCUCAAUGAGGAGUGUUGCUCAUUUGUGAGCCUUCAUUAACUCGAAGUGAAAUGGUUAAAAUAUUUAUCCUGUUAGAAUAGGCUGCAUCUUUUUAACAAAGCUCAUUAAAGAAGAACUCUGGCUUUUGAGACGACUUCUACUAAUUUACAUUGUUUACCAUGCUGUAGUGCUUUAAGAACACUACUUAAAAAGCAAAAUAAACUUGGUUUACAUUUA